Molecule: messenger RNA, 1089 nt
Organism: Lactuca virosa
Lineage: Eukaryota; Viridiplantae; Streptophyta; Magnoliopsida; Asterales; Asteraceae
Source: the annotation of a GenBank genome assembly
AUGGAUAUCACAAAAGAGAGAGAAGAUACGAAAGAGAUUAAUCAUUUUAGUCAUAAAAGCCAUCCGUUAAAGUUGGUCAACAUGGAGACGAUUCUAGGUGCUAAUUUCGAUAGCCAUGGUGGUGGUGGUGAAGAGAAAGAGAAACCAGAUGUAAUUGGUUGCUAUGCAUGUCAAAACCCUAUAUCAAGUGGCUUUGCAUAUGGCUGCACUCAAUGUCGUCAUUUUAUGCAUAAAAAAUGCUCACAAGUUGCGCCCAUUCUCAAUCUUCCUUCCAUAUAUGAGCAUCCUCUAAUAGUAUUCGAUUUCGGAUAUAAAAAAUCCGCAUCCUGGUCGUGUUAUGUUUGUCGUAAUCAACGUAAAAUUAAGGGGUUUGGUUAUUGCUAUAGCAAACCUGAGUACAACAAUGUAUUUAAUGCUUGCAUCGAUUGUUGUCUUGUUGAGAUUGCUCGCAAGGCAGAAGCUGACGCUAUCAAGGAGGCGGGAAGGAUCAAGAUUGAACAUGAAGGCCACCCACAACACACUUUAAGCCUCAAAUUAAGACCUGCUGCAUUCCGUUGUGAUGCUUGCAAUACUUAUAAGGAUGAAGGCUUAUUUUAUGAGUGUGAUAGUUGUGAUUUCUGGAUCCACAAGACUUGUGCUUCCUUAGCACCUACAAUCCAACUACCCCAUCACCCCAAUCACGAACUUGUUCUCGUCUAUUCGCUUCCAGAAAAAUUCUUUAAUUUUGCAUAUUAUUGUGAAUUUUGCAGCAUAUACAUCCGGCGGAAUGACUGGUUGUAUCAUUGUGCCAACUGUAGAUAUUUUGCCCAUAUCAAGUGUGCCUUAAUUGCAGAACAACCUUUUAUUCAAAGAGAUGGUCCGAGUACUUCUACUGUUGAUGAUGAUGAAAAUGGUUUGCUGCAUUUUCCCAUGUCAGAUGAAUUUACAGAUCCAUUAAAACUACAACAUUAUGAAAAAAUAAAUCAAGAUGAUGAUGAUCAAAAAACUGUGAUUGAGCAUCAGCAUUGGAGUCAUGAACAUCCAUUAAUCCUUCAUGUUCAACCUCAACCUAACAACAUGUCUGAUUGUAGUGAUCCAAUAAAGAUGUGA